Molecule: messenger RNA, 1302 nt
Organism: Iphiclides podalirius (scarce swallowtail)
Lineage: Eukaryota; Metazoa; Arthropoda; Insecta; Lepidoptera; Papilionidae
Source: the annotation of a GenBank genome assembly
AUGAUUUUCAUACGUUCAAAAUGCUGCGUUAUUCUAUUAGUGACUGUUAUUGCGCCGGCUUUGAGUGACCUUGAGAGUCGGUUAACGCCGAAUCAGCACUCUCGUAUCAGACAAUCUUACAUAGAGAUGCAAAAUGAUAAAAAGUCGUUGUUCGACGAAAAGUCUCAAGCCCUGUUUAAAGUAAUCCAUUCGAGACCGGAAAAUGCGAACAUUACUUUUCAACCUUGCGAUAGUAAGCCGCUGCUUAUUCCGGACUUUGGAACAGCCAGAAUUAGUGAAGUCAAAUGCUUAGAACAUCUGUGGAAAAUGCGUUAUUAUGAUGAAGCCUUAAUAGGAUUAACAUUGUGCGACAAACUGUCUAUGGAUGUAAGCCUGAUUAAUUUGAAUUUCGGUGGUUUUGAUGCUGUGGCCGGUGAAUAUGCUCAUAUGGGUGCCAUUGGUUGGCAGACGCUGAAUGACACUUGGCUGUUUAUGUGUGAGGGGGCACUAAUCAGCGAAAAGUACAUGUUGACCACAGCACAGUGUACCCGGUUACUAACGCAUGAUCCGAGAGUUCAAGAUGUGACACCAAAAGUGGUACGAUUCGGCGUAACAGAUAUUUCUGAUAAGGAAGAAAUUGGCAAGUCACCUACUGAUGUCUUCAUACAGCGAAUUAUCGUACAUCCAUAUUAUCAAUCUGAAAGCAAUUAUUAUGACAUAGCAAUAAUAGAGCUGGACAGAGAACUUGUGUUUUCUACGCAAGUUCAUCCUGCUUGCAUUUGGACUGAUCAUUACAAUUUGACUGACAAAGAUGUUGUGUUAGCUGGCUGGAACGUCGUAGAAUCAAAAAAGACAGUUAAAGCGAAAGAGUUCGUCGGUAGCAGCCUCGACGUGUUCACGAGACUCAGUUUGGCUCAGAAGAUAACGCCACAAGAAAAGAAAAAGAGUAAUGCUAGCGACCCCAUGAUGAAGCUGGGAAAAGUCAAACUUUUGGACUCCAUUCAAUGUGAUCGUUUGACAAAGUGUAAGCGUGACAGAAGUUGGAGAGGGCUUAUCUACUCUCAGCUGUGUGCUUUCUCCUGUCGCGUUGAUGAUAACAGCACCAAUGGGAACGACAUCGGCACCAUAUUGCAAGCACCUGUGGUAAUUCCGGAAUACACCGAUUGGAGAAUGCAUUAUCUUAUUGGCUUGAAAUCUUUCAGCUUUGGUGAAACUUCAUAUCCGUAUGUUUACACAAAAGUGUCGGCUUUCCUUGAAUGGAUUGAAAACACUGUGUGGGGUUCUCCGCAAGGAACAAACAAGUUACAAGUGACUGAUAGAAGA